Coccinella septempunctata (seven-spotted ladybird) is the source of this 2191-nucleotide messenger RNA. RefSeq names its product zinc finger Y-chromosomal protein-like. The record is from RefSeq and is a predicted model, not a curated record. Gene Ontology annotation, biological process: regulation of transcription by RNA polymerase II. Gene Ontology annotation, molecular function: DNA-binding transcription factor activity, RNA polymerase II-specific; RNA polymerase II transcription regulatory region sequence-specific DNA binding. The transcript is spliced from 2 exons. Lineage: Eukaryota; Metazoa; Arthropoda; Insecta; Coleoptera; Coccinellidae. Bases 393 to 2084 code for a protein of 563 amino acids.
GAUUCUAUGCCCUAUGGUUCUGAGUAACAAAUUUUGCUGUUAACAGUCGCUGCUGUUAAUCUGCCUAGUUUUCUACACAAUUUAUAACCAUCAUAUUUAUUCUAGACUAUAAAAUCUUUGCUAAAAUCAUUCGUAACUCCUCGAAUCAUUUGAUUUGUGUGAAGAAUUAUUCGUGUACUAAACAGCACUCCCCCUUGUCAAAUGGUAAUUUGACACCCUGGCAAGUUAAACUGAAUAACACUCAAAGAUUAUAACACAUGUAAUAUAUCUGCUUACACCAUAUGGAUUGUAUUGUACGACUUCCAGAUAGUAGUAGAUUUGGCAUAGGUAAUUCGUGAUUUGGACAAUUUCUUAAUAAAUUUCUCAUAAACAUCAUUCUUCUCUGCUUCUGAAUGAGAAGAAAAAUGGAACAUUCUAUUGAAGAAGAGGCAGUACAUAUUGCUCAUGAUGGUGUGAAGUUAGAAGGAAAUUCCGGGAUUGUAGACGUUUUUGAACAAUUUAUAGAUGAAAAAGGAAUUCAUGGUAGAGAAGAAUAUAUAAUCAAGAAUGAAGAAAGUGACUCAUGUUUAUCAGAUACAAAAAUUGUUACAAAUCAAUCAUCAACUGCCUCUAUUACAAAUGAAUCAUCUCAAAUGUUAGAGACACUGAAAUACUCGGAAUCCCCUCAGGUGGAGAAGUGUACAACUCAAGUGGAUGAUUUUGAGACAAAUAAUGAAGAGAGCCGUACAAUACAUGCAAGAUCUUCUCAUUUGAAAAUUGAGAAUCACAAGUGUGCCUCAUGUGAUUACGUUACGAAUAAAAAAGAUGCCCUUGAAAAUCACAUUGAUUCUGUCCAUUUAAAUAUGGAGAAAAAUGAAUGUAACUUGUGUGGAUAUGCUGCAAGGUAUAAAAGUCAACUGAAAAAGCAUUUCAACCUUGUUCAUUUGAAUAUAAAAGAGCACUCGUGUCACAUCUGUGAUUAUGUUACGAGUAGUAAAGGAAACCUUCGAAAGCAUGUCGACGGUGUUCAUUUAAAUAUAAAAAAGCACAAAUGUAACUUAUGUGAUUAUGCUGGAAGUAGAAAAGGUGACCUUAAAAAUCAUGUCGACUCUAUUCAUUCAAACAUCAAGGAACAUAAGUGUCACUCAUGUGAAUAUGCUACAAAUAAGAAAAGUUCCCUCGACAGACAUGUAAAAUCUAUUCAUUUAAACAUUAAGGAACAUAAGUGUCAUAUAUGUGAUUACGCUACUAGUGUUAAAAGUCGCCUUGGUAUACAUAUAGGGUCAGUUCAUGUGAAAGAAUCUUCUCGUUUGGAACUCAAGUGUGAUCUAUGUGAGUUUGUUACAAGUAGAAAAGAGUACCUUAAGAAGCAUAUCAAAGCGGUUCAUUUAGAUAACAAGAGAUACAAGUGUCACUUAUGUGAAUAUGCUACAGGUGCAAAUAAGGAGCUGAAAAUACACAUAAAAUCGGUACAUUUAAAAAUUAUGGAACACAAGUGUCAUUUGUGUGAGCAUGUAACAAAUAUAAAAUAUGACCUUCGAAGGCAUAUCAACACGGUUCAUUUAAAAAUCAAGGAGCACAAAUGUCACUUAUGUGAUUAUGCUGCUCACGAAAAACACCACGUUGAAGCACAUGUAAAUUCUGUUCAUUUGAAAAUAAAGGAACACAAGUGUCACCUAUGCGAUUUUGAUACAACGAAUAAAAAUGUACUUCGAAGGCAUAUCAACGUGGUCCAUUUGAAUAUCAAGAAACACAAGUGUGAAUUAUGUGAUUUUGUAACAAGUGCGAAAGAUAGGUUGCGAAGUCACGUCGAUUCUGUUCAUUUGAAUAUCAAGGAGCACAAAUGUGACUUAUGCGAAUAUGCCGGAAAUAAGAAAUCUUCCCUUGACGAACAUAUUAAAACUGUUCAUUUGAAGAUAAAGGCACACAAGUGUGACUUAUGCGCAUAUGCUACAGGUCGAAGAAAAGACCUAAAAGUACACAUUAGAUCUGUUCAUUUAAAAAUUAACAAAUACAAAUGCCAUCUAUGUGAGUAUUCUACAAAUAGAAAAAGGGUACUUGAAAAGCAUGUUGACACUAUUCAUUUGAAAAUUAAUGAACACUAGUGUCUUAUGUGCGACUAUGUAACUAUCAAAAUUAUGUAAAAAAUCUAAAUAGCUAGUAACAAUAGUCAGUUAUGUGUCUAUACUACAAAUAAACUAUUUUUGUCUCA